AACGCUACGCUUAUAGUCCUACGUCCUCCACAUAGAAAAUCCAGAGGGGAGGAUAUACAAGGAGGCGAUGAUCGGACUUCCAUCGAUGGGUGAGUGUCUAUGGAACAGGAAAGUCGUGGCGGUGAAGUGAAACAGAACGACGUGUUUGCACACAAUCAGUUCCUCGCUUUCACUCCAGCGGUCAGAAAGACUCCACCAUCCCAUCGCGUUACUCGUCUUCUCACCUCUAGCACAACACACUUACUCACUCUCGCACCGCUCGCUGCGCGUCACCAACACCCCAACCUCAACAACAAAACACCAUCACGUCGCCCAUCCAAUGCCUCGCAAAAAGCCUCCCUGCCCCCCAAUCCGCGAAACAGUCACCUACCCACUCACUCCCACCCCGCCCUCCACAAUCUCCUGCCCAACCGCCGCUUUCCCCUUCGAGCACAUACUCUCCUGCGCACACCUCGUCACCACGCCGCUCCCCAACGAGCCCUGCGCGCCGAACUGCUUCCACAUCACCAACCGCCGCGCCACCACAGCAGCGAAGAAGCGUAUAAGCUCUAAACCCUUCUAUUGCGAUGCAUGUAUCGAGACAGCGAGCGAGGAGUGUGUAGGAGAUGCGUGGAGUGCGGAGAGGGCUGGUACGUUGGAUACACUACGCAUAGUUCCUAUGUACAAGGAUGCGCUAACAUGGCGAAUAGAAGAUCUACGCUCCACGCUGCGCGACGAGGAGGCGGCAAGACGCGACAAGUAUACGCGGUUUCGGACGUGCUUCAUCGGGUGCAAAGUCACAGCCGUACCUUGCGAUGAGGAGGGGAUGGCGGUUAAACACUAUAUGCCGUGCGAGCGGGGCCAUGUAUUCGAUACCGCGUCGCCAAGGACGGGGUGGGGCAUGUUUGCCGAUGUUGGGGGUGUGUGGACGGGGGGUCAAAGCGAGGCGGAUGGUGCUGUGGGGUCUUGUGCUGGGGGGGAUGUGGACGAGGAAGAAUGCGUCGACGAGGAUGACCACGAGACGGCGGCUGAAGGGCGGGCGUGGCUGGAGGAACAGGCUGAUAUCGCGCAGUGUAGACGUGAGGAGGAUGAGGAGGAUGCGAAUCGUUUGCGGAGGAGAGCUGCAAGGCCGGUGGUGUGGAGCUCGAGUCAGACUGAGGAGGCGGUUUGCUCGUCGCCUCCUGUGGUGAGGGGGAGGAGGUGUGGUGAUGAGACGAGUGAGGAAGAGGAGGAAGAGGAAGAGGAGGAAGAAGUCAUACCCAAACGACCGAAGAAGAGGCAGCGCGUUAUGCCUAUCAUGCCUAUCAAGCCUAUUGAGUGCAUGCUCGCUGUCAAAGAAAAGAGAUCCUCCGAUACAGCAGCACGUGGGAAAAGAUAUGCUAGAAAAGAGGAGUCGUGGCUGUCUACUCGCAUUCGCACACACGCUAUCCGGAGGAAGUAGUGUUGUGACACGCAUACCAGCAGGUCACAGCAUCCCUUUCGCAGUAUGGAAAAGAGGGGAUAUGGCGUGGAUAUCAGCGUAACAACUGGCUCGUUUGGAUACUUCUGGCACUUUCUGAAAUGUCGAAGAGUGUCG
Molecule: messenger RNA, 1555 nt
Organism: Dothidotthia symphoricarpi CBS 119687
Lineage: Eukaryota; Fungi; Ascomycota; Dothideomycetes; Pleosporales; Dothidotthiaceae
Exons: 1
Coding region: 320-1420 (366 amino acids)
Source: RefSeq, a predicted model, not a curated record